ACGUGAGUCGAGUUUUAUGUUUCACACGCACCCCUAUCCAGCUAGCUGGUUCGACACUGCCGGAACUGAAACAGCCCGGCCCCGUGCCACCGAGCACACUGACCUACUUGACGGACUUUGAUCGCAGAGGACAUCAGUCAUCAUGACCAGUUGUGGCGAUCUUUGUAGUCAUCCAGGACUAAGUGAAUGGAUUGAACAGAAUCUGAAGAAACGCAAAGGCUGGGUUGAGUUGGAUAAACUGUGCAGUGCAAUGUCCAGCCUUCCAGACACCCACAGGGCAUGUAGAUGUGAAGUCCCAGAAGUAUUAAAAAGUUCAACCUUUCAGAAGCAUUUUCUUAUUCGAGAGAAUGUGGUCUUCUUGAAGACAAGCUAUGAAAAUGGUCUCAAAAAGUUGAGAAAUCUACUUCAGGAGAGGGGCCCUUUAUCAUUAAAGACACUUCAUAAGAAUCUGAGACAAGUUCUGACAGAGGGUGAAGAAGUGGCACUUGGAAGGAAUAAGAAAGACCUGAAAUCUACCGUAUGCAGUGAGUCCGCAAUUUUCUCAACAGAGCCUUUUACUGGUUUGAUAGUGUUAUGUGGUGUGCAUCCAAUUUUAGAUCAAUCCUGUUGUCAUUCUGGGGUGAUAGGAUGGAUAGAGCAGUGCCUUAAAGAGCAUUCUGGUUGGUCUACCAUUGAUGAUAUGAACAAGUAUAAAUCUCAGCUUUGUGCUGGUAAGCAAUCCUGUAAGUGCGCCUUGGGGUCCUUAAUAAUGCUUCCUAAUAUUCGCAAGCAUUUCCAUGUUCAAGGAAAUUAUGUCUUCGAAAAGUCAUAUUACCGGUCUGGUCUCCAAAAAAUGACAGAUGUUCUUGUAAGGAAUGGUCCAACAAAGAUCAAUGUAUUGCUGAAGAUGCUGAAAGAUGCAGGUAAUCUUUCCGAGACAGAACUGAGGGCCCUUGGUGAGAAUGAGAAGGCUCUUUCGGACACCAUUUGUAAAGAACAACAAUUGUUUCAGCCAUUAUCUCAUUCUGGUCGAGUUCACUUGAAAUCUGGUUGCCGAAAGCCAUGCAGACAUAAAGCUCUAAUUGUAUGGAUUAAUAGCUAUUUGAAUAAAUGCAAUGAGUGGGUUAGUAUUGAAAAGCUCUGUGAAGCCACUUCUAAAAUCCCUAAUUCUGAGAAUCUAUGUAGAUGCGAGCUCUCUGAAGUACUCCAUGAUGAAAAGCAGUCUUUCCACGUUCAGGGUAAUGAUAUUUGCUCACGGUCAUUGUUUUCAUCAAAUUAUAGAAGUGGCAUAAAGAAGAUGGAAGAUUUCUUGAAGAAGAAAGGCCCACAACCAGUAGGUAUAUUACUGAACAUGCUUAAACAAUGCAAGGUAAUGACAGCAAAUGAAGAGAGAGUACUUGGCAGGAACAAAAAGGAACUAGCUUAUACUAUAACCAGAGAGCCAUCAGUUUUCAAGUUUGUAUCUCCUCCGGGUGUUGUAAUGUUGAGGACUAGCCAACACGAAGACAAGAACCAAGUGACCAAAGUUCUUGAGUACCUUGAAAAAUAUCUGAGAACUUGCCAGAAAUGUUAUGUGAAAACUUUGUUGAAACAAGUUGUCAGACAUGAGUCUUUGAGCACAGGAUGUAUUUCCGGGGUACAUUCACUCAGGAAAUUGCUAGCAGCACACCCCGAACGUUUCCUCAUACACGGUGAUGGAAGUGUGUCUCUCACAAAGAGACGCCGAAAGGCCCUCAGUGACCCUCCAAAGUCACAUGGAAUCAAAAGGCAUGGAGCCCCAGAAGUCUCUGUUGAACAGUCUGUAGAUGAACCAGGACAUGCACGAGUGCCUUGUUCAUCUACUGAAGAUAUGAACUCCUCAAAGUCAUUGAAUGCCGGUGACAAGAACAUCAAUCUUGACUCUGCUUCAAUUUGCAAACGAACAGAAAUUUCUCCUGAUGCUGGUAAAAGUGAAUCAUCAAGAGAUUUUAAUAGAGGCUUGUGUUUCAUUGAAAAGCUCCUUGAAAAUCAUGGACCUAUGAUGUUGCAAGACAUUCAUACUUCCAUUGUAGCUUCUUCAAAACUUGACAAGCCGGCAAGAAGAAUCCUUGGGAGAACGCCAGAGGAGUUGCUCUCAAUACUCCUGUUGCAGAAGGACACUUUUCAUGUCAUACCCCCAAGUGACCUUGUUGUGUUGUGCAAGACAGCACAAAUGAAAGUAAAUCCGUGGGUGACUGGUCUGAAGAAAGUAGAAGAGUAUUUAAAAAGGAGUCGUCACUUAGAUGAGCUGGUGGAUUUCAUUAGAAGUAACCUUACUGUACAAGAGAGGCGAGUGUUUGGAGAAUCAAAGAAAAAAGUAAAUCACACUCUUGCCCUCUGCAAAGAUAGAUUUCUGAAUAGCAGUGGCAUUAUUAUUCUUAGAUCUGCUCAUGUACCAUUAUCUAGAGUUGAAGGAGGUGUGACAAAGAGAAAGAUCAAGGGAAAAGAUAAUCCUGAAUGCACAGAAGAAAACACAAGCAAAAAGCGAAAAACUGAUCCCAAAUUUCAGACACCAAGAGGCUCUGUGGUAGUUCAUGUUGUUGAGACAGCUGAAGAAUGGGCACUGGCCUGUUCUUCUCUCUAUGAAAGUAAAUCAUCAGUGGUUGGCAUAGAAUGUGACAGUAAAUGGUUUGUAUUGAAGCAGUGGGAUGGUAAAGUGAUCGCAGCAAAGAUCCAGCGGUGCGUAGCCCAAGCAUCAUCCAAGUCUGAGCAGCCUGUAGGACAGAGCAGGACACCAAGCAAAACGGGAGACAUUUUCGAGCAGUUAUCACUUCUUCUCACAAGUUCAACUAUUCUCAAGGUGGUGUAUGAUGUCCAAAAGAUCUCUUCUAUGCUGCGUGAUAAGAUGCCUCUCAACAUCGAAAAUGUAUUUGAUAUCAAGGUGGCCAAUCAACUCAUCAGUCGCACUAGCCUGUCACAUUGGAUACCCCAUCCUCUAUCAUUCACAGAACUGUGUGAGAGGUAUAGCAUUGUUCCUUCUGCUGUAGUCCAAGUAGUCUCUCAAACUGUCAGUGGAGUUGAUGAUCAGGAUGUCGCAAAUCUGAAGAACAUGGCUGUCCUAACCUGUACCCUUAUACCACAUUUCUUGCGCAAGAUGUACAGAGAUUUGAAUGUGGAUCUUCUCACAGAGCACAACUGCAUUGUUGAAGAGCUCUGUAAUGCAUGGAGAAAAGGACCUCAAUCAAGACUAAGUUCCAGCAGAGAUCCUAACAUAUCUUCAGCUCCAGAGCAGGAAAUGCCCAGCAUGCAAACACCUCAGCCUUGCAUAACUGAUUGCCAUGUACCUGUUGGAGAACCGAGUACUGCUGGAGAAUGUGAUCCAGGGAGACAAUUUCCAGCAUCGGCUGAAGAGCCAGGCUCAGGAACUCAACCUCUGGAGCAUACUAAAGCAGUCUCGGGCCAGGAGCAGGGAACCCGUUUGGCUAGUACUCAUAUCCUAGACCCUCAUCCCCUUCUGCAAUCUGGAAGCUCUUUUAUUCCAUGCGAUUCUGGUUUACGGUCAGGCAUUCAUCCUCCAGGGGAUCCUGAAACAACAUCAAUCCAGGAGCUGGGAUUUUCCCUUAUCAGUGCACAGAUUGUCAAUACUCAUGCUCCCAUUAUGAAAGCUGGAGGAUCCUGUACUCCAUGGGCUAGUGGUUCACAGUCUAGAAAUCUUAGCCCCAAGGAUUUGAAGGCAACUUCAAUUCAUGAGCAGGGAGCUUCUGUGGUCAGCAAGCAGGUGGUGGACCCUUGUGUUCCUGAUACUCCAAUAUUGCAUUCUCAACCUUCUUGUGUCCCAUGGGUGUCUGCUUGGCAGUCAGGAACUCAUGCUCCUCAAUAUACUAAUGCAACUUCAGUCCAAAUGCAGGGGAUGCCAGCGACCAUCAAGCCAAUCCUGAAAAUUCCAAAGCCUGGCCCUAAUCAUAUUGGAGAUGUCUGUCUAGCUGGUAAUGGAGAGGUAGGGAUGUCUGUGCUGAACAAGUGCCUCCCAAACCCUCAAACUCUCUACGCUGAUGUACUGUAUGCUCCUAAAGAAUCUGUUUUGAGCCAUGAAAAUCAACUUCCAACAAACCCUAACUCUUCUGCAGGGAGAGCACAAGAAAUCACAUCAUCAAGCACACAGAUUCCUAACCCUCCAUUGCAGGAUCCACGUGUUCGUCAUGUUGAAGAGCUGUAUGAGGCAUUGGAGGCGGGUUUGGGUGCAGGCAAAUAUCUUCACAAGUAUUCCCGUAAGUCCUCCGCAAAGAAACAGCAGAAACAUCUUUGAUGAGAUCUCUAACCCUUCCUUUCCACAUCCUAGAUUGUCUUAGUUUAGAGGAGAGUUGUCAAUGUGGUAUUUUCUAGGUAAGAGGAGAUUUGAAGAAGUUUUGUAUUUUACAACUUAUUCCUACAUUUUUCUCAGGUAUCAUUACAUGGGCUACAGUAAAUUCCUUACCCAGAUACUAAAGGAUAAACAUUUUUAGAAUCAAAUAACAUAUACUGUACCAAACACUAUCAAAUGGAGAUAUCUGGCACCCAUCUAAUAAAGGAUCUAUUGCCAUUGUGGCAACUACAAUCAAGGUAAAGGCUUUGCAACCAAUCAAAAUCAAGGUUUCUUUCCAUGGGAGUAUACAUGUAAUGCCCAAUUCACAAUUAACUUUAACUAUUUUAAACAGACCCCAGGAUAUCAUAUUUCAGUAUGAAAUUAUGACUUAUGAUUCCUCUACAAUAUUGAUAAUGAAGAUAUUUCUAAUUACAAGUAAUAAUUCUAAACCUGAAUAGACUUUACCAUGAAUGGUAAAAGUGUGUACAUGUACAUCCAUAUUGUCCUUACUAAUCGGCUGAAUGAAUCAAAAUAGGCAGCAUAAUGAUAAUUUUAGGAACUUGAUAAUAUUUGGUGGCUAAUUGUUUAGAUUGAUCAUUUUUUGUAAACCAUAAUUGGAAAAGGUGAUGACUGGAUUUAAUAUAGAUGAAUCCCAUGGCUAUCUGAAGCGCUGCUUCUCUUCAUAUAUGAUAUUUUUUUUUCUCUGAAGAAUGAUCACCCAACUCUAUAUAUCAGAAAUUACCAGUAGUGCGUCUGAAUGUAUCUCUUACCUCCAUAAGGUUUGUAAGAUCAUUGAUCAUGAUAUAAAGCGUUGUUGCAUAUUAGACUCGGAACUGUAUAUUACAAUUGUGAUGUGGAGACGAGUAAGAAAGUAAUUAGAGAGUAAUGAUGUUUUGCUUAAGACUUAAAAGUAUGAAUAUAUCAUUAUGUUUUACAAAAUUUGGCUCAUAUCAUCUUGACUUGAGAUAUCUAGAAAUCUUUGUAUGUUUACAUGCUUUUUGAGUACAUGUAUACCUUGCAUCGUGAGUAACAUAAAUUUGUUCUGAAUUAAGUUAUGUUUUUGUUAUUUUUUUUUUAGUAGAGACUUCCACAUAUUCGGAUACCAAUUGAUAUGAUUUCAAGACAAGUAAUUUGUCAUAUAAUCAAUCAACUAUCAUGUUAUGUUUAUUUUUAAUGUUUUUUAUCAAGACCUAUAUUAAUUGCUUUUUAUAUGCAAAUAAAUUAAUAUUACCACCCUUAUGCUCAAUUGUUUUUAAUGCAUUUUAAGGGUUAGUUGUUUUAAUGAAGUAUCAUGCGUGAGUUGAUGGCAUGGGUUUCUUUGUUUAAUUUUAUCUAUUGGACAAGUAGGGUUUGGAGUGAUUUUGGGAUGUACAUGUAAAUAUCAAAGGAAGAAACUGGGGGAAAUGAGAUAAGAACUAGAGCUGUAAUAUGAGUUUGUUGAUACAGUUUACAAGUUUAAUUAUAGUUUCUAACUAUUUGAAUACGUGUAUAACCAUUAACAUUUCAUUUAGGAAAGUACAGA
Lytechinus variegatus (green sea urchin) is the source of this 5801-nucleotide messenger RNA. RefSeq lists its product as uncharacterized. The coding region runs from base 143 to 4243 and encodes 1366 amino acids. The transcript is spliced from 5 exons. NCBI's taxonomy places the organism in Eukaryota, Metazoa, Echinodermata, Echinoidea, Temnopleuroida, Toxopneustidae. Gene Ontology annotation, molecular function: nucleic acid binding. The record is from RefSeq and is a predicted model, not a curated record.